Mytilus trossulus (common blue mussel) is the source of this 1586-nucleotide messenger RNA. Its product is annotated as DNA/RNA-binding protein KIN17-like. Bases 106 to 1323 code for a protein of 405 amino acids. Gene Ontology annotation, biological process: DNA replication; DNA damage response. The record is from RefSeq and is a predicted model, not a curated record. Gene Ontology annotation, cellular component: nucleus. The transcript has 11 exons. Gene Ontology annotation, molecular function: double-stranded DNA binding. Lineage: Eukaryota; Metazoa; Mollusca; Bivalvia; Mytilida; Mytilidae.
UUAGACUUUUGAAGAAUUUUAUCAUCGCUUAAAAUUAAUAUUUAAUAGCAUUUCUAGGUUUAAAACAGGGAUUAUUUGUUUCGUCUGUUAAAAUAGACAUUAAAUAUGGGAAAAGAAAAAGGAGGAUUCUUGACACCAAAGGCAAUUGCCAACAGAAUAAAAUCUAAAGGUUUACAGAAAUUGAGAUGGUAUUGCCAGAUGUGUCAGAAACAGUGUAGAGAUGAGAAUGGGUUUAAAUGUCACACAAUGUCAGAAUCACACCAGCGCCAGUUACUGUUAUUUGCUGAGAGUCCAGAUAAAUAUAUAGAUUCAUUUUCAGAAGACUUUUUUACUGACUAUGUGGAGUUAUUGAAGAGGCGAUUUGGUAAAAAGAGAGUAAAUUGUAAUAUUGUGUAUCAAGAGUAUAUAGCAUUUAAAGAACAUACACAUAUGAACAGUACACAGUGGGAAACUUUAACAGAAUUUGUCAAAUGGCUUGGAAGAGAAGGACAUUGUGUGGUUGAUGAAACAGAGAAAGGUUGGUUUGUACAGUAUAUUGAUAGAGAUCCAGAGGCAAUAAAGAAACAAGAACAGAUUAAGGCCAAAGAAAAGAUGGAGCUUGAUGAUGAGGAGAGAGCAGCCAAGUUUAUAAGGGAUCAAAUAGAAAGGGCAUCUGCACAGGGCCAGGAAGUUAAACAGACAGAAUUUACAGAACUGAAGAGGGAGAAUGAAGAAGAAAAAGUGACCUUAAGUCUGGGAGGACUAAGCAAAAAGAAAGAAACAGAUACAGUUGCCAGUUCCAGUAAAGACAAUCCACUCAAGAAGCCACCAAUAUCCUCUCUAGAAAAUCCUUUUAAAAAGCCAUCUGGUUCUGGAGUAAUAAGAAUAAAGACAGAGAAAGCUGGUCAGAAGAGAAAAUCAGCUUUAGAGGAAAUAAUGGAAUUGGAAAAAAUGAAGAAGGAAAAUGUGAACAAAAAAGUCAAGAAAGAUUACUGGUUACAUGAAGGAAUAAUGGUAAAAAUAGUGACUAAAAAACUUGGAGAGAAGUAUUACAAGAAGAAAGCUGUAGUCAAGGAAGUAGUUGAUUUAUAUAGAGCAGUUAUUAAGUUGAUUGACAGUGGAGAUAAAAUGAAAGUUGACCAAUCACAUCUAGAGACAGUCAUUCCUGCACAAGGUAAAAAAGUUCUCAUAGUUAAUGGUGCAUAUAGAGGAGAAAGCGCUAUUCUGGAAACAAUUGAUGAGAAGAAAUUUUCUUGUUCUGUCAGCAUAGCAACAGGUCCAUCAAGGGGCAGAGUAAUAGAAGGUAUAGAAUAUGAGGAUUUAAGUAAACUAUAUCAGCCAUGAUAGGAUUACACCUAAUUCAAACCACUUAAGAUCUCUGUGAUAAGAAAAACUCAUUAGCUUAUGAGUAAAUGGAUCAUUAUCCCUGUAAUAAAUAUUGAUCUAUGAUUAAGCUGUACAGACAGAAACGUGAGGGUAAAGAGAAAGUUGCCUUGAAACAACAGAUGUUACUGAGAUUAAAUCUUUAUUGCAAUAAACAAGAGAUUUUCUUAUACCUUCAUCAUUUAUUAAGAACAGUGAACUCAGUUUGUUGAUUGUAUAUUUUG